This is a messenger RNA of Tarenaya hassleriana, 664 nucleotides long. RefSeq names its product 60S ribosomal protein L21-2-like. Gene Ontology annotation, molecular function: structural constituent of ribosome. Gene Ontology annotation, cellular component: ribosome; cytosolic large ribosomal subunit. The transcript has 2 exons. The record is from RefSeq and is a predicted model, not a curated record. Lineage: Eukaryota; Viridiplantae; Streptophyta; Magnoliopsida; Brassicales; Cleomaceae. Gene Ontology annotation, biological process: translation. Bases 33 to 527 code for a protein of 164 amino acids.
CAGGCACUCUCUCUACCUACCCAGAAAAAAAAAUGCCGGCAGGUCACGGUGUCCGGGCGAGGACGAGGGAUCUCUUCGCUCGUCCCUUCAGGAAGAAGGGUUACAUCCCGUUGACGACAUAUCUCAGGACCUUCAAGAUCGGAGACUAUGUCGAUGUCAAGGUUAAUGGUGCUGUUCACAAGGGCAUGCCCCACAAGUUCUACCAUGGCCGAACUGGUCGUGUCUGGAAUGUCACCAAGCGCGCCAUUGGUGUCGAGGUGAACAAGCAGGUGGGUAACCGGAUUAUCAGGAAAAGAAUCCACGUUCGGAUCGAGCAUGUCCAGCAAUCGAGGUGCAACGAAGAGUUCAAGCUCAGGAAGCAAAAGAACGACCGGUUGAAGGCCGAAGCCAAGGCGAGAGGCGAAACCGUCAGCACCAAGAGACAACCCAAAGGCCCCAAGCCCGGGUUCAUGGUCGAGGGCGCGACCUUAGAGACCGUCACUCCCAUCCCUUACGACGUCGUCAACGAUCUCAAGGGUGGCUACUGAGUUUGAUCUCCCUCCCUCCCCCUCAGUUCAAGUUUUGCACUCUUUUUACCUGUGUUUUUCGGCUCUCUGUAAUCUUCUGUGAAAAAACCAUAUGCUCAUCAAUGGAAAUAGUCUUGGAUUGUUACCAUUGGGCAUUA